This is a messenger RNA of Anolis carolinensis (green anole), 4369 nucleotides long. RefSeq names its product synaptosome associated protein 91 (gene snap91). Lineage: Eukaryota; Metazoa; Chordata; Lepidosauria; Squamata; Anolidae. The record is from RefSeq and is a predicted model, not a curated record. Gene Ontology annotation, cellular component: clathrin-coated vesicle; extrinsic component of presynaptic endocytic zone membrane; synaptic vesicle. Gene Ontology annotation, molecular function: clathrin heavy chain binding; phosphatidylinositol-4,5-bisphosphate binding; SNARE binding. Gene Ontology annotation, biological process: clathrin-dependent endocytosis; synaptic vesicle budding from presynaptic endocytic zone membrane; clathrin coat assembly. The coding region runs from base 188 to 2926 and encodes 912 amino acids. The transcript has 30 exons.
UGUCCCCUUUAAGAGUCCGGGGUGGGAGGGGGGCUCCGUCCUCCCUCCGCGUCACCUGACUCCGAAGACAGCCGCGGACCUGCGAGAGGAGGCUCGGGGCUGCGGACGGAGGCGCCAGGAGAAGAGCUCGCGUGGAGAGAGAGAGAGAGAGAGAGAGAAGUGGUAGCAGCCCAAGAAUUAGUCCAAGAUGUCGGGUCAGACUCUGACAGAUCGCAUCGCAGCUGCUCAGUACAGCGUUACGGGAUCGGCGGUGGCCAGGGCCGUCUGCAAAGCCACCACUCAUGAGGUGAUGGGGCCCAAGAAGAAACACCUGGACUAUCUCAUCCAGGCCACAAAUGAGACAAAUGUCAAUAUCCCCCAAAUGGCUGAUACACUUUUUGAGCGAGCAACAAACAGUAGUUGGGUAGUCGUGUUCAAAGCCUUAGUUACAACACAUCAUCUAAUGGUUCAUGGCAAUGAGAGAUUUAUUCAGUAUUUGGCAUCUAGAAACACACUAUUCAACCUCAGCAAUUUUCUGGACAAAAGCGGAUCACAUGGAUAUGAUAUGUCCACCUUUAUCAGGCGCUACAGUAGAUACUUGAAUGAAAAAGCAUUUUCCUACAGACAAAUGGCAUUUGAUUUUGCCAGAGUGAAGAAAGGGGCUGAUGGUGUAAUGAGGACAAUGGCCCCAGAAAAAUUACUGAAGGGCAUGCCUAUAUUACAGGGACAAAUAGAUGCACUGCUUGAAUUUGAUGUUCAUCCAAAUGAAUUGACAAAUGGGGUUAUAAAUGCUGCAUUUAUGCUUCUGUUCAAAGAUCUCAUCAAGCUUUUUGCUUGUUAUAAUGAUGGUGUUAUUAACUUAUUAGAGAAAUUUUUUGAAAUGAAGAAGGGCCAGUGCAAAGAUGCUCUUGAAAUUUACAAACGGUUUCUUACCAGAAUGACAAGGGUAUCAGAAUUCCUCAAAGUUGCAGAGCAAGUUGGAAUUGACAAAGGAGACAUUCCUGAUCUCACACAAGCUCCCAGUAGUCUUAUGGAGACUCUUGAACAGCAUCUAAACACUUUGGAAGGAAAGAAAGGGAACAAGUAUCUUUUAGGAAUAGACAGUAUUUUGAAUGUAUUAGAUUACACUAACUGUGAAAGUUCUUCACCCGUAAGCAAGUCUUCUCCAGCCACAACCGUUACGUCUCCUAAUUCUACGCCAGCAAAAAGUAUUGAUACGUCUCCUCCAGUUGAUCUCUUUGCAACUUCGUCUACUGCUGCUCCAGUCAGUUCUUCCAAACUCUCCAGUGAUCUUCUAGAUCUUCAGCCAGACUUCACAUCUACUGCUGCACAAGGAGCUUCGGCAGCUCCUGCUGGAGCAACUUCAUGGGGAGACCUCUUGGGAGAGGACAGUUUGGCUGGACUUUCUGGUGUUACCUCUGAGCCACAGAUUACAGAUCCGUUUGCUUCAGAGCCUACUCCAGCUUCUACUGCUGUAACAGCUGAAUUAGCAACUGCUUCUUCUACUACAACUGCAACUGUUUCUGCUACUACUGCUGCUGAAGUGGAUCUCUUUGGAGAUGCCUUUGCCGCUUCUCCUGGUGAAGCCCCUGCCGCAGCUGACGGGGCAGCAGCACCAGCUACCCCAACCCCUGUAGCAGCAGCUCUUGAUGCAUGUUCAGGAAAUGACCCCUUUGCCCCAUCUGAAGGCAGUGCAGAGGCUGCUCAAGAGCUGGACCUCUUUGCCAUGAAGCCAACUGAGACCAGCGUUCCUGUAGUUACCCCUACAACUAGUGCAGCCACUCCAGUUCCCGCAACUACUCCUACUCCAACUGCUGCCGCAACUGUGGCCCCUCCAACCCCUGCUACAACUGCUACUACUACUACCACCACCACCACUACUGCUACUACGUCUGCUACCGCCACCACUACCACCACCUCUGCUCCUCCUCCUGCUCUAGAUAUCUUUGGUGAUUUGUUUGACUCUGCACCUCCUGAAGCCCCUGCAGCACCUAAGCCAGAUGCUACUCCUAGCAUAGACCUGUUUGGUACAGCUGGAGCUCCUCCUGUGCCUGAUAGUUCCCUCACUGGUGAUCUCUUAUCUGUGGAUGCAUUUGCAGCACCAUCAUCCCUGCCCCCAGGCUCUCCUGCUAAAGUGGAUUCUUCAGGUGUGAUUGACCUAUUUGGUGAUGCUUUUGGAAGUAAUGCUCCUGAAUCCCAACCUGCAACCCAAGCUGCUUCUAGCGCCUCUGCUGCUGCUGAUCUUUUGGCGGGCUUUGGAGGUUCUUUCAUUGCUCCAUCUCCCUCGCCUUCCCCCGUUACACCAGCUCAGGCAAAUAUACUACAGCCCAAUUUUGAAGCAGCUUUUGGGGCAUCCCCUUCUCCUUCCCCUGGUGGUACUUCCUUUGAUCCCUCGGUGUUUGAUGGUUUAGGUGACCUUCUUAUGCCAACGAUGAUGCCAUCUGGUCAACCUCUCCCAGCUUCCGGCACAGGCGGUGCUCAAGCUUCAGCUGCAACCAAAGGAAUUGGAGGCGAUCUUGAUUCCUCGCUCGCAAACUUAGUAGGAAAUCUUGGGAUUUCUGCAGCAAAGAAGGGAGACCUUCAGUGGAAUGCUGGGGAGAAAAAGUUAACAGGAGGAGCAAAUUGGCAACCAAAAGUAGCACCUGCAACGUGGUCAACUGGUGGUUCAAUGGCAGGAUCCACACCUCCAGCAGGUGCUGCUCCUCCUGCAUCAGGUGCCGCUCCUGCACAGCCUGGGCCAGGAUUUGGAAUGCAACCUUCUGGAGCAAGUGUUCCAAUGAUGCCACAGCAGCCUAUAUAUGGACAGCCGAUGAUGAGGCCACCAUUUGGAGCAGCUGCAGGAGCUGGCGCACCGCUGUCUCCGAGCCCCUCACCUGCUGCUCAUAGUCCCAAGAAACCUCCGUCAAAGGAUCCAUUAGCAGAUCUUAACAUCAAAGAUUUCUUAUGAACUAUUUACGUUUUCUGACAGGAUAACUGAAGAUGCAAGUUUGGAAUCAACAAAGAAGAGUUUUGUUGCUCAGAAAUUUCCAAGUGAGCCGCCACUAUCAAUCCAACCCAGUGCUUACUCAGACUUCUCUCCUACUUCCAAAACGUGUAGCACAGCUGUGAAAGUGAACAUUAGGAAUGUGUACUAUAUUAGUGUUCUCCCUUUUCUCUCUCUCUCUCUCUCUCUCUCUUUCUCAGUUUGUGUACUUGGGUUAUUAUUUAUGUGUUUUACAACUUAAACAAUGGAUGUAUGUUUCUGAUGCCUUCUUAGUGCUUCUCCGGACCUAUUUCGAUAGGGAUGGAUUAUGCAGCCGUUGUGUGUGGUGAGCCAUUUGGAGCGAUGUGUCUGUGUUUCCGGAGGUCUCAAUGUAAAUAACUGGCAAACCCUCAAAAAUUUUCCCCUUGGAAGCCCAGUUUAUCUUGUAUAUCUGUAAUACAAAACAAUAGUGUGGUGACAAUAUCAGGUAGUAAGAAAAGCACUCUUCAAUCCUACGGACUCUUUUUUUGGUGUGGAAUACAGUUUUUCCCCAAAUGCAGAACUCUCAAUUUGUUGUGGGAUAUGUUUUAUUUUUGUGGCAAUGUACAUGUUAAGUUUAAAUUAUAAUUCAAAGUAAUAUAAAGUAAAAAAAAUAUCUUAUAUCAAGAGUUAAGAAGGGUUAAGAAGAAAGCAACUUCUUAUAUUGUAUUUUGCUGUCAUUAAAAAGAAACAGCUUAUUUAUCUGUUCUUUUAAAUGCACUGAAAAAUAAGUGAAAGGGGAGUUUCUUGCCAUGCUGAUGCGGAAAACCAAAACAUAGUGGAGCAAACAUUUCAUGAAUUGUCAGGCUGAUCAGUGUAUCUACUGGCAAGUCAUGAAAAACUGGUUUUUUUUAUUUUUUUAUUUAGCUUUUACAUACAUGGGUUAGUUUGGUGCUUCUCUGUAUACUCCCUAGUGUUUUUCCAUCCCCAUUCAGCACUAUGUAUUUUCUGUACUGUCUGUGAUUAGAGGUCACACAAACUGGAAAACUGCACCCUUAAUUGUAAACAAGCAAACAAAAAUUGUGUUUUUUAAACAUUUUAGUUUGUUCUCUCAUACUGUUCGUGCUGAUGGCUUGGCUUAAGAUUUUUGACUCCUUAAUAAGGUCACUGUUGAUCAGUGUUACAAGUGGCUUGGCAGCUCUUUGUAAAAGCAUAUUAGGUUGGAAAGAUGUUCACCGAAGUCUUUCAAAUUAAUUAUUUAAUCAAUAUAUGGUACCUUUUUAAAGAAGUGGUUGUAAACUGAAUUUAUUGUGGGGAUAAAGAUACACUGUAAUAACAGAGAGUUAGAGAGAGAAUUUCAAAAUGGGUUUUCUUUGUAUUUUGUUUUGAGAAAAACCCAGUGCAUGUAUACCCCUCUGAGAUGCAAUAAAACACCUUGAUCAAAGUCAA